Miscanthus lutarioriparius is the source of this 597-nucleotide messenger RNA. NCBI's taxonomy places the organism in Eukaryota, Viridiplantae, Streptophyta, Magnoliopsida, Poales, Poaceae. The record is from the annotation of a GenBank genome assembly.
AUGGUCGUCACCGAUAAAGUGCAGAAAUGCAGUGGAGGUUGGAAGAAGGUUGUAAAAGCCUUCGGGAAUGAUAUUUUGUUGGAAAGUGGAGAAAUUAACAGAGCUCACUUAGGGCAAAUUGUAUUUUCGGACCCAUCAAAACGUUGGCUUCUAAACCGUCUUCUGGUGCCACAUAUUUCUUGGGGCAUAAUGUGGGAGAUAGCAAAGCUAUGGAUGAAAGGAUGCAAGGUUAUCAUCCUGGACAUACCGCUACUGUUUGAGAUCAAGAUGGAUCGGUGGACAAAUCCAGUAAUUGUGGUCUGGGUUAACCCAGAAACCCAGAUUCAGAGGCUGAUGUCAAGAGACGGGUGCUCUGAAGAACAAGCGCAGAGCAGGGUCAGCGCACAACUUGCGCUGGACUGGAAGAAGUCGAAAGCCGACAUAGUGAUCAAUAGCUCUGGAUCACUGGAUACCACCAGACAACAGUUCCGUGAAGUGUUGAGGAAAGUCUCUGAGCCCUUAACAUUGAAGGAACACUUGGGAUCUCGAGAUGGCCUGAUCUCUGUUGUCGUGUGCACGGCAGUGGGCGUUUUGCUUGCCCGGAGGAAUCUGCUAUGA